AGAGGUUGCAUUUUGUCUUAUCUUAUGAAAUAUGAUUGUUUUCUUUGUCAAAUAAAAAAACCUGACACGGUACGCAAGGUUUCAGUUUCAAUACUAUAUUUUUAAAUAUAUCGCCCGUUGAUAUGGUUCCGUUCCUUCUAAAGGGUUUGAAACUGUUCAAUUCAAGGUUGAAGUGUAAUUUGAACUGUAAAAAUAUUAGUGACAUUGCAAAAUUCUCCAAAGAGUAUGAAUACAACGCUUGGAUACUGGGAUAUUUCGGUAGUUCCGAGGAAAAGUACACCACUUUUCCUAUUUUCCAGCCUAAUAACGACUUAAACUUGCAGGAUUUGCACAAACGUUCCACAGUCGAAUUGGCCAAUCUGAUAGCCGACAGGAAGUUGAAAAAGAGACUGGUGGCCCUCGUAGAUUUUGAAUUUAGCGAGAGGCUGAACGAAAAAACUCCAAAGAAAGAACUUUUGAGCGUAUUACACUCUCUGGCAUCCAACUAUAAACAAUUUGAUUUGGUUUUCCUUAAAAAAGCUAUUCCUCACCUCGAACGGCAUAUCAAGGAAGGAAACUUUUCUAUCUACGAACAGAUACAAUGUAUGUAUUACAUCAGCAAAUACGGUUCAAAGCCGCUUGGAAAACGUAUUUCGUCAUUGGUGUUGGAAAAGGUUACGAAAAAACAAUUAGAUAUAUUAAACGAAAACGACUUGGCCAUAUUUUGCCUUUCUUCAUUCUCUUCCGGCGUAAAUUUGGCUGAUACCGGAAUUCCGAGUUUUAUCGUGAAACAAAUCUCGAAAGAUUUAACUGAUACAACUCAGGAUUCGCUGUUUAUUUUCAGGUUGAUCUGUUUCAUCAAGUGUCUGCGGCAGGCGGAGCAUUACGAUGACAAUCUUUUCACCCUCUUAGCAAGAAAGUUGAUAAACGGUGAAUGCAACCUGAGGAAUUUACCUGUGACGACUAUGGUUCAUUUGUUACAAUAUUACUGUAACGGUCUGUACGCUGAUGUUGAUUUUAUUUUAUGGGCGGUUAGGGAAUCGGUCCAACAAGUAGAAUCAAGUUUCAAAACGAGAAAGAGGGUUCGAUUGAAGGAUUUGAACAAUUUGCUCUAUUCGGCAAGCAGAUAUUGCUGUAAAGAAAUCAACGAGGUGUUUCAAAAUUCAUCCAUACCGAAUCAUGUCUAUUAUACUUUCAAAGAAAACAAAGUACCACCGAAUAUGAUGGCAAACAUACUUCUUUCUUUAUGGAUAGCUGAAUGUGACGUAAAAGAUGCUGUCGUUGAAUUUAUAACAGAAAACAAUAUAAACUUGAUCAAAGGUAACGACAAUUUUAAGGAUUUUGCAAAACUCAACCUUUUUUUGACGUGCAUUCGCUUCGAGUCUCCGAAUCUGCUCGGAUUCGAUGUAAAAAAUGCGCAGAGCUAUCAUCUCCAACCUAGAAGGGAGAAAUAUCUCUUGAAAAGGCCUCAUUUAAAAAAAAUGUUGGAAUUUCUUGCAAAAAACGGUCAUAUUUACGGCCUGACUGAUAUCCGAUUCGCAUUCCAAGUCCCAGGUCUGUACAUCGGUGGAAUCAGAGCGAAUCACCUGAGUGGCAAUUUAGAUAUCGAAGUUAUCGACAGUACUGUUUGUUUAAGAAAGUCAAAACAGCCCAAUGGAAAUAUGGUAUUAAAAUUGCGACUACUGAAGAAAAUGAACCACAAUUUUAUAUCUUUGUACCUGAAUAAUGCAGACUGCUUCGACCAAAACCUUGAAAGUGUUGAACACCAAUUGAAAACAGCUCUUUUAUGAUUAUAUGUAGAAUCUUGAAAAUGCGAUAAUUUAUUAUGAUUUAUUGAACAUACGAGACUUUUCGAUUGCACAGGAGUAACAAAAAAACAGAGUAAGAUAGAUAGGUUUCAUCAAUAACAGAGAGAAAAUUUGAGGAAUUAGGAAAUAAAUCGUACAUGAGUCAAAUAGAGGAUCUUUCUAUCCUCAAUUUUU
Cimex lectularius (bed bug) is the source of this 1961-nucleotide messenger RNA. RefSeq lists its product as uncharacterized. NCBI's taxonomy places the organism in Eukaryota, Metazoa, Arthropoda, Insecta, Hemiptera, Cimicidae. The coding region runs from base 123 to 1769 and encodes 548 amino acids. The record is from RefSeq and is a predicted model, not a curated record. The transcript has 6 exons.